AUGGGUUAUGUGCAUGUGGAAAUUUUGGGGAAUGUUCAAUUUACAGGGGAGACUCUGCCGAAAUUUUGGCAGAAAGUCUCGUACCCUAAAUCCUCUCUGGUAAAAGAGGACAUAGUUUUAAGGAGUGAACCCGGCGUGGGUGUGAUGCCGGGGUCUCCGCAGGGUUCGUCUCGAGUUCCGGGAAAUUCGGGGGGGGUCCUUUGUGGGAGCAUGAUGGGUUCCGUCACAGGACGUCCUCAUUUCGACGCAGAGGACUCUUUGACAUGGAUGGAUUUAGGGUAUUGA
Prunus armeniaca (apricot) is the source of this 285-nucleotide messenger RNA. NCBI's taxonomy places the organism in Eukaryota, Viridiplantae, Streptophyta, Magnoliopsida, Rosales, Rosaceae. The record is from the annotation of a GenBank genome assembly.